AUGAUGCACGUGUUACAAUUGGCUGGCAUACCGCGCCUGUCGAUUCUACGUGAAUUCUACGUGAAUCGCGUGCGAGAACGACGUGAUCAGUUGUUGGCGAUCUGUCAGCGAGGACGUGCCGCACUGUUGAAACCAGCCGAGAGACGAACCCUGUCGAAGAAACGACCGACAAGACGUGAUGACGGAUCACGUAGCGAUUCAGACGAGGAUACGACAGCGCUGACACCGAAACAUAAACGUGAACGCACGACCACGACUACAACCACAGCAACUACCACGACAACAGGCACUGAUAAAGAUACUCCGUCUGAGCUGAAUUUCUUAGAGGAUUGA
Molecule: messenger RNA, 333 nt
Organism: Anisakis simplex (herring worm)
Lineage: Eukaryota; Metazoa; Nematoda; Chromadorea; Rhabditida; Anisakidae
Source: the annotation of a GenBank genome assembly